Molecule: messenger RNA, 651 nt
Organism: Hibiscus syriacus
Lineage: Eukaryota; Viridiplantae; Streptophyta; Magnoliopsida; Malvales; Malvaceae
Exons: 2
Coding region: 43-537 (164 amino acids)
Source: RefSeq, a predicted model, not a curated record
UUUAUUCUGGUUUCCUUCUUUUCCAUGUUGUUUUGAAAGCUCAUGGCAUGCUUAGACAUGUAUAAUUCCGAGCAUAAAAGUCAUCAUCAUCACUGUCCCCCAAUGAGUUCAAGAAUCUCUUUCUCAAAUGAUUUUGUUGAGACUCAGCAGAUUAUGAAGCAAGAAAAGAACUCGAGAGAGGCUCCACCUGUGUCCUCGGACUUUGAAUUCUCAGUGUCAAACUAUUCCAUGAUGAGUGCUGAUGAGCUUUUGUUUAAGGGUAAGCUGUUGCCAUUUAAAGACGAUUGUAGCAAUCAAAUGCAAAGGACUUUGAGAGAAGAGCUUCUUGCUGGGGACGACGACGACGAUGAUGAUAAUGUAACAUUGACUCCUCCUAAGGGCGCCACUAGGUGGAAGGGUUUUCUGGGUCUCAAAAAGGUUGACAAGAAUGAAGGGUAUAUGGAGAAAAUGGGUGACAGUAAAAGAUCUGCUUUUGUUCAUGAGGAACUUUUAACUGAAGGAGGACCAAAUUGCAGGAAUGUGGAGAUUGGGAUAUAGUUACAAUUCUUGAAGGGGGGUCAUAACUUGUAGAAAUGUGGAACAUUUGUAUUUUUUCAAAGAAAAAAAGGGUCUGGGGUUUGAUUUAAAUCUUUUUAUUUAUUUAUUUUGCUU